This is a messenger RNA of Acaulospora morrowiae, 816 nucleotides long. NCBI's taxonomy places the organism in Eukaryota, Fungi, Glomeromycota, Glomeromycetes, Diversisporales, Acaulosporaceae. The record is from the annotation of a GenBank genome assembly.
AUGGGGGAUGCAGAAAAUUCGGGGUCAAAAGAUGCUGGAAAUGCAGAAGAUGUAGAAGGACGCAUCAUUCUAAAUGUUGGAGGUGUCAAGUAUGAAACUCGCAGGUCGACACUAACAGCCCAUCCGUCCACAUUGCUUGGCACCAUGUUUCAACAACGUAAUCAAACCAUGCUGCAUCCAACCAAUGGUAACGAAUAUUUCAUUGAUCGAGAUGGAAAAUUGUUCCGUUACGUUUUACAAUUCUAUCGAACAAAUAAAGUCAUAUUUCCAGAGCCAGGCGUGGAUCACAUAAACCGCGAAGAAUUGGAGAAAGAAUAUGAUUACUUUCAACUUCCACAUGUUGUAUCACCCACCUCGGUCGUCGAACCACCAAACAAAUCCUCACCAAUUCGAAAGUUGGUGUCAAGGAAGCUCGAUGAGUUCGUUUCCGCCCUAAGAACGAUAAUAUUGGAAGUGUCACGCUCAAUGUUGGACGCGAGUUUGGAUGAUUUUAAUGUCACCAUAACGAUCACUUUUUCAAAGGAUGGUCUUGCGGGUGGCAUGACUUCGUUAACGCUUAAACCGAAAAAUGAAGGAGUGUCGAAAUUAAUCUGGAAAAUAAUGUACGACCAUGCUCGCAUCGGAUAUUUUAUGCUACUAAGAUUUGGCGAGGAGAUUGGAAAUUGUUUGUCAAACGAGAUGCCAGAAAUAAGUUGGGAAUUGAAUCAUAAAAUAUAUGGUCAAUAUGAAAGGUUCUAUGAUAUCAAAUUGACAAUUGGAUAUAAAUUUAAUAGGGAUGAAGUUUUAAUCAAUUCUUGCUUGGCCGAUGUUUAUUGA